AUCAUCCUGAAGGCUGCGAAAUGAAUCUGUGCUGUCUGUCCAAACCGCAGGUGCAUCAAUAUGUAGGUGUGGUUUAAAGAACAGACUUGAAGGUUUUAGUGAAUUUCAUUAACACGUUUACGAUCGUUCAACGCCUCAAUAUCCCCAUCUCGUGUUCCUCUAUGCUUUUUUCGCUCUUUCGCACAGAGGUCCUUUGUCAAUGCGUCUUUCAAUUUCUGUAGCUUUUCCCCAGACGAGUUAUUUUGCUGGAGGAUCGCGCAUUGACAUUGUUUGGAUCUUUCCUUGUUUGGAGAUGACAGGUCAUUUUAAGGCAAGCGGGAAACCAGAGUGAGUUGCCAUGGCGGCAGGAGUGGCUGCAUGGCUUCCCUUCGCCCGGGCAGCAGCUAUCGGCUGGAUGCCUGUGGCCAACUGCCCCAUGCCUAUCGCUCCUAGAGACCACACAAAGAGACAUGAUGAGCUGAUCAUCCUGAAUGUGAGUGGACGACGCUUCCAGACCUGGAGGACCACACUGGACCGCUACCCAGACACCCUGCUGGGAAGCUCAGAGAAACAGUUUUUUUACGAUGAGGAGACCAAAGAGUAUUUUUUCGACCGGGACCCAGACUCCUUCCGUAGCAUUCUCAACUUCUAUCGGACGGGCAAGUUGCACUAUCCACGCUAUGAGUGCAUCUCGGCCUACGACGAAGAGCUAACCUUCUUCGGCAUCAUCCCGGAGAUCAUCGGUGACUGCUGCUAUGAAGAGUACAAGGAUCGGAAGCGGGAGAAUGCUGAACGUCUCCAGGACGACCAGGAUGACAACAAGGACUGCAAGCUGCCCAACAUGACAUACAGAGAGACCAUGUGGAGGGCCUUUGAGAACCCUCACACCUCCACCAUGGCCCUGGUGUUCUACUAUGUCACCGGCUUCUUCAUCGCCAUCUCAGUCCUCACCAACGUGAUAGAGACGGUUCCGUGCGGUGCCACGCCUUCCCAGAAGGACAUGCCAUGUGGCGAGCGCUACACCGUAGCCUUCUUCUGCAUGGACACGGCCUGCGUCCUCAUCUUCACCAUAGAGUACCUCAUGAGACUGUUCGCCGCGCCCAGCCGUUACCAAUUCAUGCGCAGUGUGAUGAGCAUCAUCGACGUGGUGGCCAUCUUUCCCUACUACAUUGGCCUGGUGAUGACAGACAACGAGGAUGUGAGCGGAGCCUUCGUCACACUCCGUGUGUUCCGUGUGUUCCGCAUCUUCAAGUUCUCCCGCCACUCGCAGGGCCUCAGGAUCCUGGGGUACACACUGAAGAGCUGCGCCUCGGAGCUGGGCUUCCUCCUCUUCUCCCUCACUAUGGCCAUCAUCAUAUUCGCCACCGUCAUGUUUUAUGCAGAGAAGGGAUCGUCGUCGACCAAGUUCACCAGCAUCCCAGCCUCCUUCUGGUACACCAUUGUCACAAUGACCACGUUGGGUUACGGGGACAUGGUGCCCAAGACGAUCGCAGGGAAGAUCUUUGGUUCUAUCUGUUCUCUGAGCGGGGUGCUGGUAAUCGCCCUGCCCGUUCCCGUCAUCGUGUCCAACUUUAGCCGCAUCUAUCACCAGAACCAGAGAGCUGACAAACGGCGUGCUCAGAAAGUACAGAAAGCCAGACUGGCCAGGAUAAGAAUAGCCCAGGCGGGCAGCUCCUGCACGGGAUUCCUCCAGAGCAAACGCAACGACCUCCUCAACGACCUGCUGGAGCUCACGCAACAACCUUACAAGCAAAACAAUAUCCACGAGGGCUCAGACGAUGAGGAACUGCUGCUCAGCAAGAGCAUGUCAUUAUUAGAGAGUCAACACCACCAUCUAUUGCACUGUCUGGAGAAGACCACUGCCCAUGAGUUUAUGGAUGAGCAGCUGUAUGAACAGAAUUGUCUGGAGACCACGGUCCAGAGCUACACCUCCCGUAGCCCCUCCCUCUCCAGCCAGGACAGGCCCAUAGGCACCUGCUGUACCCGCCGGGUGAAGAGGAGCUCCCCCCUGCCCAACUCCAGCAUGCCCCUCCAGCCCAGCCAUCAGCAUGGGCCGCUACAGGAGCUCAGCGCCCUCCGCAUCCAGUGCGGGGACAAGCUACCCCCCACCACCAGUCGCUCUAGUCUCAACAUGAAGACAGACGAGGUGGGUCUGUUCAACUGCAAGGGCGGUCAGAUCACCACGGCGAUCAUCAGCAUCCCCACGCCCCACUCUGCCACCCCGGACGGGGACGGUCUUCACGGACCCCCCCAGCGCAUACCACCCCUUCCCCCCACCAGCCCAGAGGCCGCCAGUAUUAACACCACAGCCAGCUCCACUGUCUUCAAAGUGUCCGCUCUGUGACUGUGUGACUGACCCACUCGACAGACUGACUGAGCAGGAGGAGAGGUGAAGAGAGGCUUUCACUAGAACUCUACCUUGAAGGACCCCUGUCGCCCGUUUCAGAGACAGAGAAAUGGGAGAGAACUCCCCGUGUACCAAGGAGUAUACAGCCUUUUAGGCAGCAAGCGGAUAGGCUAUACUGAGUGAAAUGCUGCACGGCAGCUGAUGGUAGAGUAGACUAUGAUAUGCUACGAUGUGUGCAUUUUGGGAAUAUGACAGGACAAAGGAAGUCACUGUGUCUUUGUGCACUUCGCACCUACAUAUUAUUGUUUUGAUCUGCCUACAGCUAAACCCUGAAUGUCUGAAAGAUGAGGAUGAAGACACCUAUUCAUGUUUUAACUUUAGGUUGUUAGGUCUUCUUUAUGUUUUGUGUUGUCUUAUCUAUUUUGUGUGUGUGUGUGUGUGUGUGUGUGUGUGUGUGUGUGUGUGUGUGUGUGUGUGUGUGUGUGUGUGUGUGUGUGUGUGUGUGUGUGUGUGUGUGUGUGUGUGUGUGUGUGUGUGUGUGUGUGUGUGUGUGUGUGUGUGUGUGUGUGUGUGUGUGUGUGUGUGUGUGUGUGUGUGUGUGUGUGUGUGAGAUACUUUUAUGAAAUGUUCAUAUUUUAGUGGGUUAUAACCUUACAUUUCCAUCUAUCCACAAUGUCCUUAAAAUCUAAACAACAUAAAUGCCUACUAGUACUCUGACAAAUGUUCCAUCAGACAUGCUACAGUAUUGCUGCUUUCCCAAAUCUGUCUCUCUCUCUCUCUCGCUAUUUCUCUGUCUCUCUCUCUCCCUUGCUCUCACUCUCUGUCUCUCAAUUUCAAUUUAAGGGGCGUUAUUGGCAUGGGAAACAUAU
This is a messenger RNA of Oncorhynchus gorbuscha (pink salmon), 3195 nucleotides long. Its product is annotated as potassium voltage-gated channel subfamily D member 3-like. The record is from RefSeq and is a predicted model, not a curated record. Bases 338 to 2323 code for a protein of 661 amino acids. NCBI's taxonomy places the organism in Eukaryota, Metazoa, Chordata, Actinopteri, Salmoniformes, Salmonidae. Gene Ontology annotation, cellular component: membrane; neuronal cell body; voltage-gated potassium channel complex. Gene Ontology annotation, molecular function: protein binding; A-type (transient outward) potassium channel activity. The transcript has 8 exons. Gene Ontology annotation, biological process: potassium ion export across plasma membrane; protein homooligomerization.